Messenger RNA from Misgurnus anguillicaudatus (oriental weatherfish), 2000 nucleotides. The record is from RefSeq and is a predicted model, not a curated record. Lineage: Eukaryota; Metazoa; Chordata; Actinopteri; Cypriniformes; Cobitidae.
GAUUUCUCGAAGAUGCUCGCGCGAACGGAACAGGAAGAUGACGUCAGCAACGCAAUGCAUGUUGGGACUUUAGGAUACGGAAGCCUUGGUGGUAAGCGUUAUGGUGUCGGGCGAGACGUUGAAGUUUGAAUUUUACCGCUAAAAUGGUCAACUCUUGUUGUGUAAUAGACUGCCACAGCCGCACUUGCGACCGGCGUGGAAAACGCAUCUAUGUAGGAGUGCGGUAUUUUAGUUUUCCCACAUGGAAACAACACCAUGGACCCCAGAUCUCCGAGCUAACUAAGCGGCGUCGCAUGGCAUGGGUAGAAGCAGUGGGACGGGAAAGCAUCACAUUCGACUCCAUUUCCCAACACAUGUUUGUUUGUUCACGGCAUUUUCACUACGUCCAAAAGACGUCCAAAUGGCCGCUUGCUGUGUACUAAACUGUCACAACCGCAGUCACGAUCGACGUGGGAAGAACAUCUCAAAUGGAGUCCGCUUCUUUCGCUUUCCCACUUGGAAACAGCACUAUGGCGCGCAGAUGUCCGAGUUAACCAAACGGCGUCGCAUGGCAUGGGUUGCCGCAGUAAGACGACAAAACAUAAGUUUUAACCGGAUUUCCCGAGGCAUGUCUGUUUGUUCGAGGCAUUUCCACAAAGGAAAACCAGCCUAUGAAAUGCUGGAGUGUGAUCCUGACUGGGUGCCAUCAUUACAUAUGGGGCACUCGGAAAAAUCAACAGACACUAAGCGGUUUAAUCAAAGAAAAAAGAGAAAGAAAUCUCUCAUGGGGAACAACGCAGCAUUUGCACCACUUGAUCUAGACGACCAAAGAUCAGAUAUGGUUGAAGAUGUACCACAAGAUGAUGCUUUACAGAUGGAUGAAGUUGGCCUGAACACUGUCAAACAACAGGAAUGUGAUUUUUGUAGCUGCAGCAAUGCUGAACUUAACCGCUUGUUGGAGGAGAACAGGAUGUUAAAAAAAGAGCUCUCUCAACAGAAAAUGGAUGAGGAUUUUUUUAAAGCUGACGACAAGAAGGUUGAAUACUACACCGGGCUUCCAUCGUUUCCGGUUUUGAUGGGUGUGCUGGCACAUCUUGAUCCCUACCUGCCACAGGCCAGCCAAAACCUGUCACCUUUUCAGACACUCGUCUCAACUCUGAUGCAGUUGAAGCUGAAUCUCCCAGUCCAGCACAUUGCAUUCCUCUUCUCUGUGGAUCGAAAGACAAUGACCACCACAUUCAGAGAUACCAUAGAUGUAAUGUUUAUACGCCUCAAGCCUCUGGUGCACUGGCCCGAGAGAUAUGUCUUGCUAGCCACUUUGCCACAUCAGUUUGUAGAGGCUUUUGGCGAACAUGUAUCCAUUAUUGUGGACUGCUUUGAAAUGAACAUUGAAGGAGCAGUAAGUUUCAAAGCUGGAUCGCAUACAUUUUCCCGCUGUAAACACAAGGACACCCUGAAGUAUCUCAUUGGCUUUACGCCAAUGGGAGCGAUCGCUUUCGUUUCCCAAGGAUGGGCAGGUGGUGUCAGCGACAAGCACGUGACUGAGAAUAGUGGCCUUUUGAACCAAUUGUUACCUGGUGAUUUGGUUUUGGCAGGUCGUGGAUUUGACAUCAAGGACAGUGCCGGAUUGAUGUGUGCAGAAGUGAAAUCUCCUGCAGUGACAGGAGAAAGCAACCAGCUGGAUGUAAAAUAUGUGGAGGGGACACACCAUACAGCUUACAUCAAGGACCACGUGGAGAAGAUUAUUGGAACUAUACACGCAAAAAGCUCCAUACUUAGCAGAACUUUACCAGUGAGCAUGGUGCUCCCAUGUCCAGAUGAGGAUUUGUCAUUUUUUGACAAGAUAUUGACUGUGUGCUGUACUGUAACUAACAUGUGCCCUAGCGUUGUGAUGCCUUGGCUUAAACCAUGACAUGACAUAAAACAAUGUAAAUAUGUGUGAAUGGCAUAUCCUGCGUUAUAAGUGUUAUUCAAGUUGCCUUCCACCUGUUGCCGUAUUAAAUCACAAAAAGUACUUAUUA